Xenopus tropicalis (tropical clawed frog) is the source of this 1833-nucleotide messenger RNA. RefSeq names its product misato 1, mitochondrial distribution and morphology regulator (gene msto1). The coding region runs from base 38 to 1759 and encodes 573 amino acids. The transcript is spliced from 14 exons. The record is from RefSeq and is a predicted model, not a curated record. Gene Ontology annotation, biological process: mitochondrion organization. Lineage: Eukaryota; Metazoa; Chordata; Amphibia; Anura; Pipidae. Gene Ontology annotation, cellular component: mitochondrion; cytoplasm.
AAUUUGAGGCGAGUGGCCGGCGAAAUCCGGAACAGUAAUGGCCGCGCCGUGUGGGGAGAUUGUGACUGUGCAGCUGGGGCCCUUCUCUAACUGCCUGGGGGCCCAUUGGUGGAACCUGCAGGAUGCGGAAAUCUCUCGACAGUCACAUAAGAGACAGCAGGAGUCAGAGAUUUGCAGUGACGUGACCUACAGACAGGGGGUGACCCUGAGGGGGCGGCAGACUUACACCCCACGUCUCAUCGCCGUGGAUCUAAAAGGGGGUCUCAGCUCAUUGCGGGAAGAAGGUUUCCUGUACGAGGACAGAGACACCACCUGCGCCACCCCCGCCUGGACCGGAAAUCUAUCAACUCACCGGGAGGAGCCCCAGGAAACGAGCCCCUUGCAGGCGGAGCUUAGGAGGGAAAAGGGGGAGGAGCCGACAGCAGGAGAUGUACUGGGGGCUGAUGGGACAGGGCCGGUCGGUGGGGGCCCCGUAUUGGGGGCCCCUGGGAAAAGAUUCCUCUCUGAGCGCAGCGUGAGCGUCUGGUCCGACUUCCUUCAAACAAAUCUGCACCCCAAGUCGUUAUGUGUAGUGAGUCGUUACAGCCACGGUGGCAGUGGCACGGAGGGGCUGGAGGCUUACGGCCAGGGGGAGGCGCUGUUACAGGAGGCAGCGUAUGGGGAGGAGCUGGAGGACCGACUGCACUUCUUCACUGAGGAGUGUGAUUAUCUGCAGGGUUUCCACCUUGUCUGUGAUCUGCACAAUGGCUUCUCUGGAGGCGGAGCCAAGAUGGCUGAACUUCUGCACGAUGAGUAUCCUGGGCGGGGCAUCUUUAGCUUUGGUACAUACCCUGUGCCACCCACAGACAGAGAUCUGCACAGGGACAUGUACCAACUGCUGAACUGCAUCAUGGGAAUUGUCCAUCUGUCCAAUCACAGCUCUCUCUUCUGUCCGCUAACGCUCAGUUCCUGUCUGGGGCGGAGACCUGGCCCCCCUGUGGCCCUUCCCCACCUGCUCUAUGAUGCGGAGUCACAGUACCACAGUAGCGCCGUGCUGGCACUCACCUUGGACACCCUGAGUGCGCCCUACAGAACGGCCCCUUCCCGCCUACCCAUGGUGCAACUGGCCGACGCCCUCAGCUUCUCCGGCAGGAAGGUUAUGAUGGCGGCCUCCUCACUCCCAUUCCCGCUGGGAAGCUCCUCCCUCGCCGACGCCUUCCAGCCGUAUAUGGGGGUCCCGCCUUGGACCUGUCUGUCUGGCUGUGGGGGGCCACACAGAGGGGGGGAGAGCGGAAGCUUCUCCCAGUCAGUGGUUCUGAGGGGAGCCAGUCAGGCCCUGCAGAUCAGCCCCCUCCCCCCGGGGACGAGACCCCCGUCGGUGCUCCAUACGUGCAGCAGUGCUAGCGACACCCUCCAGUGUUACCUGCAGACCGUGGCUCCGGGGGCAGUCAGCUUGGCCAGUACCCUACCUGCCCCUUGUACCCUGCCUCCAACCUUCCCACAAUUCUUCUCUCCCUAUGUGACCAGAAGCGGCUUUACAGCGGAGACGCCACUCAGCGAGCCCUCAGCGGUGGAUUCCAUUCCGGCAUUGGCCGCCCUACAGACGGGGCGGGCCCUGGGGCCCACGCUGCAGGCCCUACACAAGGAAGUGCGGGGGGUGGAUGUGCGGCGCUGGCCCAGCUUCCUGACAGCGGGGGUAGAAGAGGGGCAAUUGGAGGAGACCCUGGAGGAGCUACAACGCCUGGCGCACUGUUACACCCCCGAGGGGGACAGUGACUAAACUUGCCCCACACUGCUGGGCAGCAGAGCCGGUCUUUUGCCCCCUGCAGGAAAUAAAUGCCCCCAUGAAAGCAG